AUGGCACGUAUAAAUACCUUCGCCAAUGGAAUAUGGAGUUUAGUUAAAAUCGAAUUAAUCAAAGGCAUGAAGUUCCGUUUCCUGGCACUUUUCAUUUGUGUGUGUGCGUUUGCAUUCCUAGUGGGAGGAGCACCCACUAGGCUGCCUGAUGAGGACGAGGGUGGAGGUGGUGUAGAUGCUGGCAAUGAAAUUGCAGGCGCCGACAAAGGCGCAGAAGAACCACAAGACAGUGUUGAUGACGGUGUAACAAGCGAAAGUGAAACGGACACUGAAGCAGUAAAAGAAACUGCACCGGCGGAAACUGCGGCAGAAGCUGGUGAAGUAACUGCAGAAGAAUCAACAGGUGCAGACACACCAAGUGAAGAAACUCCUGCUGAUGAAGAUACCCCUAUAGCGGAGACUGGAGAAGAGAGUGCUGGUGAGGAACCAAAUGGUGAAGAAACUCCAGCAGAAGUGGCAAGUGAAGAAACUACUGGUGAGAAAGUCGUAGAUGAAGAAACUCCUGCAGAAGAAACCAAUGAAGAGAAUGCUGCUAACGGAACUCUUUCAGAUAAAACCGCGGGUGAGGAAGCAGCUGGCGAAGAAAUUCCUGCUGGUGAGGAGCCCGCUGGUGAAGAAACUCCUGCAGAAGUGACUGGUGAGGAAAACCUUGGUGAGGAAGCCGCUGGUGAGAAAGGUGCUGCAGAAGAGGUUGGCGAAGAAAGCGGUGUUGAAGAAAUUGCUUCAGAAGCGACUGUUGGUGAGGAAACAAGUGGUAAAGAAACUCCUGCUGGUGAGGAAGCAGCCGGUGAAGAAACUACAGCAGAAGAGACUGGUGAAGAAGCCUCUGGAGCGGAAGUCGCUGGUGAAGAAACUCCUGCAGAAGAAACAGGUGAAGAAGGUGCUUCGGAAAAUACCCCUUCAGAAGAGACUGCGGAUGAGGAAGCAGCUGGCGAAGAAAUUCCUACUGGUGAAGAAACUCCUGCAGAAGAAGCAGGUACAGCUGAAGAAACUCCUGCAGAAGUGACUGGUGAUGAAAAUGUUGGUGAAGAAGCAACUGGUAAAGAAGGUGCUGCUGAAGAAACUCCUGCUGAAGAGAGUGGUGAAGAAACUCCCGCAGAAGAGACUGGUGAAGAAGUCUCUGGUGAGGAAGUCGCUGGGGAAGAUACCACUGCAGAAGAAACAAGUGAAGAAAGUGCUUCAGAAAAAACUCCUUCAGAGGAGACUGCUGGUGGGGAAGCAGCUGGCGACGAAAUUCCUGCUGGUGAGGAGACCGCUGGUGAAGAAACUCCUGCAGAAGUGACUGGUGAGGAAAACGUUGGUGAGGAAGUAGCUGGAGAAGAAGAAGCUUCUGAAGAAACUCCUGCAGAAGGGACUGCUGGUGAGGAAGCAGCUGGCGAAGAAAUUCCUGCUGGUGAGGAGCCCGCUGGAAGUCGCUGA
Stomoxys calcitrans (stable fly) is the source of this 1419-nucleotide messenger RNA. Its product is annotated as sperm acrosomal protein FSA-ACR.1-like. The transcript has 2 exons. Lineage: Eukaryota; Metazoa; Arthropoda; Insecta; Diptera; Muscidae. Bases 1 to 1419 code for a protein of 472 amino acids. The record is from RefSeq and is a predicted model, not a curated record.